CUGCAAGGAGGGGAUCUGGGUGGCUCUCGCGCCCUCGCCCGCUGCUGCCUUCCCUCCCCUCCGCUCCUUGACAAAAGGAGCGACGGAGGCGGUGUCUGAGCGUCCGCGGCGGGGCGGGGGGCAGCAGCAGCAACACCGCCCCGUUGAGUUGUACUUUACUUUCGAGGCAUCGGCUGCCGCCGGAGAAAGCCCGCAGCCCGGGCGGAGGUAGGCGAUGAACGGCUUCGGCCCCGACGAAGUGACCCGCGGCGGGGGAGAAGCUGCCGCCGUCCCGGCCGUGGUGGCCAACGCCGCCGCCGCCGUGGAAGUCCUGCCUCCGCCGCCGCCCCUCCCGCAGCCGCCGGCCGGGCUAGGAGCUGCUUCGUCCGCCGCUGCGGCCACGGCGGCGGGCUCGGCCGGACCUCCGGGCGCAGCGGGCCCCGGCGCGGGACAGCUGUGCUGCCUGCGGGAGGAAGGCGAGCGGUGUAGCCGAGCCGCGGGCAACGCCAGCUUCAGCAAGCGCAUCCAGAAGAGCAUCUCGCAGAAGAAGGUGAAGAUCGAGCUGGACAAGAGCGCAAGGCAUCUUUAUAUUUGUGAUUUCCACAAAAAUUUAAUUCAAAGUGUCCGAAACAGAAGAAAGAGAAAAGGCAGCGAUGAUGAUGGUGACUCACCAGUGCAAGAUGUUGACGCUCCAGAGGUUGAUCUGUUUCAGUUGCAAGUAAACACACUAAGAAGAUACAAAAGGCACUUCAAAUUACAGACCAGACCGGGACUUAACAAAGCACAGCUUGUUGAAAUAAUUGGGUGUCAUUUUCGGACGAUUCCGGUGAAUGAAAAAGACACUGUGGCCUAUUUCAUCUACUCUGUGAAGAACGAUAAGAACAAAUCUGAUCUAAAAAUGGACAGUGGUGUUCACUAAAUAAGCAAACUUGAAACUCUGCAGGUGUAAAGACUGUUUUGGAUUUGCUGAAGAUUUCUUUGUAACUGGUAUUCAGAUGGAGAAUUCUGAUAUUUUUCUUGGGAAAAAUACUGCUCAUAAAUGAUAUUUCCAUGGUAAAAAUAUUUUAAAUAAAUACUAUUGGUGUUGCUGCA
This is a messenger RNA of Podarcis raffonei (Aeolian wall lizard), 1071 nucleotides long. RefSeq names its product Sin3A associated protein 30 (gene SAP30). Gene Ontology annotation, biological process: regulation of DNA-templated transcription. Gene Ontology annotation, molecular function: protein binding; transcription coregulator activity. Gene Ontology annotation, cellular component: histone deacetylase complex. NCBI's taxonomy places the organism in Eukaryota, Metazoa, Chordata, Lepidosauria, Squamata, Lacertidae. The record is from RefSeq and is a predicted model, not a curated record. The transcript is spliced from 4 exons. The coding region runs from base 215 to 898 and encodes 227 amino acids.